CCAUGUCAGGCUCAAACUCGUUGACGCUGCCAGUGAUAACAGUCCAGCAUACGUAUCCAGAUGUUAUUCACGAAGUCAAGGAGGGUAUAAUUCCAAGCGAAAAGUUCUGGGUUUCCUGUUACAAGAUGGGUGAACCAUCGUUCCACGGGAAGGUCGUUGUCGAGCUUGACGAAGUGAAUCGCGACCUCGUUGUUCUGAAACCAGAGGAAGAGGUCUUGGAAGUUCAAGCUGAGGGGAAAAGUGCGUACAAGAUCUCGUGUAAAUCGUUGGGAAUAGCCCCCACUAAGGUCGUCAGUUCGAUUCAAAACUAUUGCGAUCCAGAGCGUUCAAAUUCUCGACGUCCCCAACGCAUAACAGCAUUUGACAUCUCCCCAGAUUCAUCGCGGUUCGCAACGGGUUACCUUGAUGGAACGGUCUUGUUGUAUCCAACCACUCCCCUCCCAUCUUCCCCUUCACCUCUUCCGCAAUCAAUCACAACGGCAAAAGGCCGAACAAUCUCCCGACCUCAUCUCAGUAGCGUCAUAUCGCUGAAAUUCUUCCCAUCAUCUAGGGUGCUCCUCUCCUCUGGCUUGGACUUUUCCCUGAACAUCCUUUCUGCGGACCUCCCUGAUUCCCCCGCUACAGAAAUCAGAGCUUACCCAGCACGUACGUUGCGAGCGCACACAAGAUCGGUCACAUCUACUGCGAUCAUCUCUGUGGGACGCAACAUCGUAUCUUCGUCUCUUGAUUCAACCAUCAAGUUAUGGGAUGUAUCUUCCGGCUCCGUUAUCACCUCCAUCUCGUCCGCGUCUCCUAUACUUUCUAUGAGUCUUGGAGAUCGCAUGCCUACGCCACCUGAUGGGGAAGAAUCACCAGUGAUUGUGCAGAAUGAUCUUGAGGUUCCAGAGACACAAUCAAAGGUCGUAUUCUGCGGGCUUCAGAACGGCUCUUAUGAGCAAUUUGAUCUGGGCUCGAAGCGCAGCGUAUAUCGGUCGUCGGUGCCUUCAGCAUCGCCUCUGACAUCCAUCGCCUACUCCGAUUCACGUAACCUCCUCGCAACGGGCUCGUCCACUGGGCUCGUCACGCUCUACGACACCCGUUUGUUUGACACUCCGUUGACCUCUUUCAGUAGGACUGAAGGCGGCGUCGAGGAUUUGGACUUCAUCUUGAAAUCGGAGGAGGUGGGACUGGCAAUAGCGACGACGGAUGGCCUGCCAUAUAUCGCGAGCAUUAUUCCAGAAGGACCAGGCGUUGCGGCAGAGUUAAUUGGGGUGGAUUGCGACCCAGUCAGGAAUAUCCGAGUCAGAGGAGGAGAAAUCUGGAGUGCAAGUGAUGACGGUGUUGUGAGGCGAUAUACCGCAUGACAUUUGUAUAUAAGUCCAGUUUAUCUUCGUAUGCCGGAUGGUGUUUUUUUAAGUUG
Messenger RNA from Laccaria bicolor S238N-H82, 1399 nucleotides. RefSeq lists its product as uncharacterized. Bases 3 to 1343 code for a protein of 446 amino acids. The record is from RefSeq and is a predicted model, not a curated record. Gene Ontology annotation, molecular function: protein binding. NCBI's taxonomy places the organism in Eukaryota, Fungi, Basidiomycota, Agaricomycetes, Agaricales, Hydnangiaceae. The transcript is spliced from 3 exons.